AUGGCUCCUAACUUGAAGAGACCCGACCAAAUAGUGAGAUACGUCCACACUCCUGCUGAAACCAGAAAUGCAGCCUCCAAUUUUGUUUCGCAGAACAUCCCAAUGGCUGCUAUGUUCUUGAGAAACAAGCCGCUAGCCUGGGCUUCGUUGUUCCUAUCUGUUCAGAAUUACCUUAACGAGCCCACACACAAGGCCAAGGACGAGGCCAUGCCCCCAUUCUUCAAGCUGCUGAUGGGUGCUUUGGCAGUCUUGACUACCUACAUGGACUUUAUUUUCCCACCAGUCGCUCCAGCAGCUAGACAGGCUGCUGCUGCCGCUGCCUCAGCUACUGGAUCUGCUUAG
Molecule: messenger RNA, 342 nt
Organism: Kuraishia capsulata CBS 1993
Lineage: Eukaryota; Fungi; Ascomycota; Pichiomycetes; Pichiales; Pichiaceae
Exons: 2
Coding region: 1-342 (113 amino acids)
Biological process (GO): protein insertion into ER membrane
Cellular component (GO): endoplasmic reticulum membrane
Molecular function (GO): protein folding chaperone
Source: RefSeq, a predicted model, not a curated record